This is a messenger RNA of Parastagonospora nodorum SN15, 159 nucleotides long. RefSeq lists its product as hypothetical. Lineage: Eukaryota; Fungi; Ascomycota; Dothideomycetes; Pleosporales; Phaeosphaeriaceae. The record is from RefSeq and is a predicted model, not a curated record. The transcript is spliced from 2 exons. The coding region runs from base 1 to 159 and encodes 52 amino acids.
AUGAGCAUUGAUAUCUAUGAUAUGGUGGCAAAACUAUAUUAUCUCCUCCCUAUCGCCCUCAACGUCCCCGCAAACCGCCUCCUCGUCGCAUACACAAAAGCCAUCAUCAUGACCGCAACCACCACCAUAACCAUCACCGCUCCCGCACUACUUCUCUGA